UUGCAUCUUUUUUUUUUUUUUACUCUUAAUAAUAAAAUAAAUGUAUUUAUGGGCCUAUUUAUAACAAGUAUAUAUUUGUGCACCAUUUCUAACAGUGAUAAUGUAUUUGUAUGUUUACGUUAUGUAUUUUUUGUAACCAUCAUUGUCACUACGUUUUGUUUUUGCGUUAAAAUAAAUCAAUCAAUAACAAAUGUAAAUAAAUAAAUAAAUAAAAGAUAAAAGAAAAAAAAGAAAGAAAAAGAAAAUGGACUUCCGGCUGGUAGUCUCGCGAUACUGCAGGCAUCUCAUUCGAGUACAUUGGAGGGAUAUCUACUGUGCUUGCUGAGCAGCUAACACAUUAGCAACUUAGGCAGAACUUAUCAUUUCCCGACAGACUUCUUAUCGUAAACAAGUCAGUUCUGGUCUCACGGGUCUUCUCAUUUGCAUACCACAACACCAGUAAACCCCCCCAAAAAUGGACUUGGAAGACGACACAACCAUUUUGACGACCUUGAAGUCCUUCAACACGUUCAUCAGUCGUCCUGAACGUCCACAGCUGCCGUCUGAGCGCUCAGCCGGGAGUGGGAUCCUUCAGAGUCAAUUUAAACGCAGCAUGGAGUUACUGGAAGCAGCAGAGAGGGUUCACUCUCAGAAUCGCUUUCUCCAGUUGGACCAGGAGAAGAAACAAAUGGAGCUGAGCCACAAGCGAGCUCGUAUUGAGUUGGAGAAAGCAGCUUUUGACAGUGCUCGAGACUUUGAGCAUGAGUUGGACAGAAACCAGGAACUUUUGGCAAGGGUGAAAAGGUUGGAGGGGAGGGAAAUUGACGUGAAUAAAAACUUAUCAGACCAGGUUGAGGAAAAUCAAGUUCUUCGAAGGAAUCUGGAGACGGCAAACAAAAAGUUGGAAGAGCGAGACUCCAAGCUGAAUACUGCUAACACGGCCAUCAUUUCUUUAAAGGAUGAGCUCAGAGAGUUGAGGCAGAAAAUUCAAAACCAAGAUUUGCUGUUGUCAACCCAAAAUUUGGAAAAACAGGAACUUCAGGAACAGCUGGAUUUGCAGCGCAGAAAAUAUCAUGAAAUCUCACAACUAUGUCAGACUCUCCAAGCUGCCCAGUCUUCAUGCUCGGAGCACAUAAUUAAAAUAAAGGAGCUGGAGAGGCGUCUUAUUCUGCAGGAACAAGACAUGUCAAUCGUGAAGACUGUGAAGUCGGAGGUGGCCAAAGUUUCAGAUCUGGAAAAAGAAAUAAAGCGCCUUCGAGAAGAAAAUUAUUUCCUAAGGGAGAGCAGAGAGAACUGCAGCCUCUUAAAAGAAGAAGCAGAAGGACUACGGAAAAAACUGGAAAGGAUGGAGAAAACCAAAGAAGAGCUCGUCAGUGUGGAGCUUGAAAAGCAGAGGCUGGCUGAGAAGCUCCAAGCUUGGGAGAACCUUGGGCAAUCAACUGGACUCAACAUAAGGAAACCGGAGGAUCUGUCCAGGGAGGUGAUUCAGAUCCAGCAGAGAGAAAUUGCCCUGAAAGAGCAGAACUACACACUCAACAGCCGUGUGAGGAGCGUGGAGCGUCUGCAGUCUGAGCUCCGUGCAGAAUUAACCCAGCAGGCCACCAAGACUAUGGAGGAGCAGAAGAAGAGAGAAGCACAGGAUUCUCUGGUCCGGCGCCUGCAGAAGCGAGUGCUGCUUUUGACUAAGGAACGCGAUGGGAUGCGUUCAAUACUAGAGUCUUAUGACGGCGAGCUGGCAUCUACAGAGUACUCUCCUCAACUUAACAAGCGUCUCAGGGAGGCAGAGGAAGUGCUGCAGAGGACGCAGAGCCACAACACUGAGAUGGAGGCUCAGCUGACCAAAGCAGAACAAGAUGUGGGGGCACUAAAACUACAGUUACAAACAGUGGAGCUGGAGCUGGAUUCCUUAAAGAAACAGCAGGCUUCUUCUGCUGAAAGCAGCUCUUCAGUGAGCAAAGAAGAAGAUUACACUCUCAGAAAGAAAAUUGAAGAUUUGGAGGCAGAGCGGCAACGAUUGGAGGAACAGAAUAAUAUUUUGGAGAUGAGACUAGAGAGGAACAACAUGCAGGGAGACUAUGAUCCAGUUAAGACCCGAGUUCUCCACUUCAAAAUGAACCCCACCAGUGUUGCUAAGCAACAGCAGCAGCAGGAAGUGGAGACUCUCCGAGAGGAAGUGACAACUCUGAGGGAACUUGUGCGUUCCUUGCAGGAAGGAGGGGCAAUGCUGCAUGCACAAGACAGCUCGGGCAUUUACACCCCCAACAUCGGCCUCAGUUUACCCCCAUCCAAGGAGGUCCAGGAUCUUCGUAAGCAGAUGGAGAGCUCCGAGCUGAGGAACCAAAGACUGAAAGAGGUGUUCCAAAAGAAGAUUCAAGAGUUUCGCACCGUCUGCUAUGUCCUGACUGGCUACCAGAUAGACAUAACCACUGAAAACCAAUACAGACUCACCUCAGUCUAUGCAGAACACAUGGAUGACUCCCUGCUUUUCAAAAAGGGCUCCAGUGGAAGCAUGCAGCUCAUGGAAACGGAGUUCUCCAAAACUCUGGGAGAGAUGGUGGACCUCCAUCUGCAUCACCAGAAAAGCAUCCCUGCCUUCCUCUCCGCUGUGACGCUUGACUUGUUCAGCCGACAAACCACCAUUUGAUCCUCUACAACAUCCUGGAGAUUGUGUUGCUUGUUUAACAUGAAUUGGAUUUUAUUUUGAAUCCACAUAUUUUCCUUGUGGCUUUCAUCACUCUAAUAGAAAUUUUGAGGGUUGCAUUAAGAUGAACGACCAAAAAUCCAUUCAUAUUGCGUAGUUUAAUUCUAAAAAUUGAUGUAUUUUACUGAAAGAUAAUCUGUAAGGAAACAAAGUGACAAAAUGUCUGUGUUUGCAUUGAAAGUGUGUUUUUAAAAGUUGCUUCACCUUCAAAUAAUUUGAACAAUGUGGAGCAGCAGAAGUGCACGUGUGAUUUUCUGCAUCUCAGUGGUUUAUUCUUUUGGAUUUCUGUAUAACUUUAUUUUGUAGAGCACAAAAAGACAAAAAAAAUCCUGAUUUCUUACCAUAAAAACCCCGUAGUCAUUCAGAACCUUUAGUUUACUGUUUAAAACUGUAUUGGAAAAAGAAUAAAAGUGAUCAAGUGAUUCCUCUUUA
This is a messenger RNA of Oryzias melastigma (Indian medaka), 3112 nucleotides long. It is a transcript of the gene mad1l1, whose product is annotated as mitotic arrest deficient 1 like 1. NCBI's taxonomy places the organism in Eukaryota, Metazoa, Chordata, Actinopteri, Beloniformes, Adrianichthyidae. Bases 455 to 2623 code for a protein of 722 amino acids. Gene Ontology annotation, biological process: attachment of mitotic spindle microtubules to kinetochore; mitotic spindle assembly checkpoint signaling. The transcript is spliced from 18 exons. Gene Ontology annotation, cellular component: kinetochore; mitotic spindle; nuclear envelope. The record is from RefSeq and is a predicted model, not a curated record.